UGUGAAUGUGUUUGCGCUACGUGGUCAAUUUACUUGUGCGGUGCGAACGAAGGAGAGAAGUUGAGUUGAAUCGAGUGUAAUUUUGUCACUAGCGUUCGAUCCGUCGCAUCCGUUUUUUUCCUCUGUGUGUUCCAAUAAUCCUGGCUUCCACGGUGGAGAACAAGUUUAAAUAGUUAUUGCGAUUAGCCGGUGGUUUUCGAGGACGUGGAAGUGCUGCUAAUUAAGCAUCCGCAGUAGAAGUGACUGGCAUCGGCAAACGUGUUCAUAGUGCUUAGGCCAUUUCGUAUUUUGUGUUCGUGUGGUAGUGUCCUUCAUUCCUCGACCGGAAUAGUCUAUUACCCGUUGUCCGUGAACCGAAUCAUGCAAAUAUGGAUCUGUCUAUCUUUGUCGUAAUCCUCGUUGGGACCCUGGUCUCGCUUUUGGGACUGCAUUUCUUCCUGCUCAAGCCUCUGUCGGGCAAAUCGUUUGAAGAGGAACUGAAGGAGAAGCGUGAGAUGCGCGAAAAGAUUCUGGGUACAGCCGGAACGGCCAAGGCCGCUUCCACCGGUAAGGACAACGCGCACAAGAAGGGCAAGAAAGUGAACAAGAAACCGCAACAGCAGAAGCAAAAGAGCGCUGCGGCUGUGAAGGAAUCCGACGCGGCUGAAGCGGAAAGCGAUUCGAACUCUUCCGAGAGUCAAAUGGAAGAGGAGAUCAACCCGUUGACCUAUGCUAGCAAGAAGACUAACGCCAGUGUGGAAUAUGUGGAGACCGAGGCAUUUGCGCUGACCGAUUCUCAACAUAAGAAAAAAGACAAGCCAAACCAAGGCAAAAAGAACAAACAAAAGGGAGGAAUUCUUCUAAACAAAACGGAACCCGUUCUCGUCAAGCAAGAACCAGCUCAAGAGAUCAAUCAUUUUGAAGAGAUUCAUCCCAAAGACGCCCUCGAGAUUGCCCGCCAGCAUAAAGAGGAAGAAUCCAGAGCCAAGCCGGCACCCAAGGAGCAGCGCAAGAACAAGAAUAAGGACCAUGUCAAGCCAUCGCCGAAGGGCAGUGCAGUCGAAGAGAUUCCCAUUGUUCCUGUCGUGGCCCCUGUCGCUACCGUUGCUCCCGUUGUAAGUGAACCCAAACCAGCAACAGCCAACGUUCAAUCCAACAAGGAAAAGUCCAAUAAGAAAAAGAAAAAUGAACUCAUCACGCAACAGUUGUCUGCUGAGGUCCAGGACGCUGCCAAUGUGCAAUCGUUGGUUCGAAUUCUUGGCAAAGCGGACCUUCCUCGUAAUGACAUCCAAAUCUUGAUUGACUUUCUGCUGAACAAACAGCAAGACACGUUGACUAAAGAUCCGUCCGAGUGGAACGAUCCAUCCGAUCCGCUGCAGAAAUUGAAGAAACAGUUGCAAGAAAAGGAAAACCAAUUGCUCGAAGAACAGAAUGCUGCUUCCGGAUUGCAUGCCAAGUUGAAGGAACUCCGCCAAGAGUUGAACAACGAGAAAACUCACAAUGGCGCGGCCCUGAAAAGUUUCACCGAAGAGUUGAACGUUAAGCGCUUGGAAGUUCAAAACCUUACCCAGCAGAUCCAGCUCGUUUCGGAAAAGUUUGCUGCCGAAAAGCAAACGCUCUCCCACCAGUUCCAACAGCUGCAGGCUAAGUAUUUGCAACUCUCCGAGAAGCAUGCCGCUGCGCAGGAAAGCGCCGCCACUCUCACCCAAUUGAACGAGAACAUGCAAAUGCUCCAACGUGAACUGAUGACCAAGGGACAGUUGUUGAAUGAAAAACUACAGGUCGAAGAGGAGUUGCUCAAGAAGAAGACUGAAUACGAAAUUUUGCUACACCAGAAGGACGAAAUCAUCAACCAACGCAUGCAAGAGCUCAACACAUAUGAGAACGAAGUGAAGCAGCUGCGAAUCCUGGCUAGCCAAAACGAGGAACUGGUCAAGACAUGCCAACAGCAAGGCUAUGAGCUGGAACAGGUGAAGGCUCAAGUCGGCGAACUGCAGAACAAGCAGAAGCAGGCUGCCGCUGUGAUGGCAGCAACAACCGCUGCCAACACCCAGGCCGAAGAGUGCAGCAAGGUGGAAAUCCGAAAUCUCCAGAAUGCCUUAGAUUCAAGCAAAACCGAACUGACCGUGUGCCGUUCCGAGCUUGCUGAGCAUAAAACAAAACUGGCCGAGCAGGAGCAACAGGCCAAGGAACUGCGUGCCCGCGAGGAAGAUUUGCAGAAGCAAAUCGAGGAGCAGAAGGCCAAGAACAAUGAUUUACGCAUGAAGAACUGGAAGUUGGUAGAAGCACUGCAAGUUGCGCAAAAUAACACCGCCAAAUCGAGCACCACUAACACGAAUGAAAGUAGUAAAGUUGAACUCGCUGCGGCCGCUAGCAAAGCACAACAAAAGUCUAACCAUGUUGCAGAAGCACCUCCAGCCCCGAAGGUCGACAUCGACAAGGUAAUACUGGAGGAACAGAACCGAACAAAGGACCUGCUGGUGAAACUGCUCCCGCAGGAAAUAGUUUCGGCACUGCCACUGGACGCCACCAACUUCCAUAGUUGGCUGGAAUCGGCGGUCACCUGCAUCCGGGAGCAGCAGGAAUGUGUUCGCCUCUCGGCCACCACCACCCCCAGUAAUAACAGCACCGAAUCGGUGCACCACAAUUUCAACAACACUAGUAGGAGUAGUAACAAUAGUGCUAACAAUAAUAGUAGUUUAAAUGAACAAAAUGAUGCCCACGACGGGAAAACCGACGAGGGCAGUAGCAAAAAUGGUGCACCGGAGUUGGCGGACACUGCCGAGGAUCAGCAGGCACUGGCGCUGAGGAACGAGCAGCUGCAAAAAACAGUAGAUCAAUAUAAGAUAAUUAUAGCUGAUACUCAAAUCAUACUGAAAAACUUAGAGUCGAAGGUAAUCGAACAGGACAUCCACUGGAGGUCGGUGGUGCAAGCGAAGGAGAAAGAAUUGAACCUGCUCAAAUCGGCCGGUGCGAUGCAGUAGUACUAGUAGUUUGUAGUAACAACCAUCUUAGUAGUAAUGACAACAACAACAACAAAAACAACAGAACCCCGGUGGUUAACCUACCAGUGUGGAUUUGCCAGCCGGUGCCGCGGGAGGGGCAGUUGAGAGAAUUUGGAUAGAUGCAGAAUGACGCGGAAAAUGAACGCCUGGUGCUGUGGUGUAUUGUCUGUGCGUUUAGUAGUAAUCGCAGUGAUAUCACCAGGGAGUAGAGACCACUGAGGUGAGAGGACUGAUACAAAGUUAUCGAAAAUCAUCAUUAUUUUUGACUAGUUUCUCCAGACUAUAUUUUUAUACCUUCAAAUCACUUGAGCCUUUUCCCAACACAAAUCCCUUUCCACAGCUUCCCUCGCCCUCCCCUCUCAGUUGAGUCGCGGAAAAAAAUGUCCCACCCUCGGCACAGCAUUUGCUCCUUGAACCAAACUCUAGAACGCCUCUUCCGAUGCAAAGUAGCGACGAGUAACGCAAAACAUUGCACUAAAAGCCGGUCUUUAUGUGUAGAUAGUUGACACUCGAGGUUGUUCUGACCUACGUAUUAUCUGCGCAGCGAAAGCAAGUUUCAUUCCUAUUUGCUCCUACAGACAGGCGUUUCCUACAAAAAAAAAAAAAACGAACAAUAGAAGUAUGUACACCCAAACUCCACUUAGAUUUGCUUUUACGCGAUAUUGAACGGAUCAUGGAAACCGCGGGUAGGAGAGAAGAAGGCAUCCGUCGAAAGCUGCAAUAGGUUAACGUAAUGAGCUAGGGGAAGUGCAACACUUCCAGAAUUGUAGAAGUCCAUUCGGUGGAGUGGAAGAAACAAUAUUAUUUUUAUAGGACCUUCUGAAGAUUGAGAGUAAUUCAAGAAUCAAUUUAUAGUAUAUUAUGUUAAAUUGCAUUUUGUUCACAGUGUCGCAAAUAAGAAAAUUACUGUUGUACGUUAUUUUUGUGAGUAACUAUUAUUUAAAAAUAAGUACAGCUUGAUUUUUUACUAUUGUUUACAAUAAUUACAUUGACCCAACAAUUGUGGAUGUUAACUGAACGAAAUAAAACACAUAUACUCCUCUGGAACAGCAAUGAAGGGAAAGCUGCUGAUUGAUUUUAUAAACGAUGGUUGAUUUCUGAUUGAUUAUUUUCCAUACGUUGCGUUCAGUGCCCUUCGCAUGAAAACUGUCCCUCGCAAUGUUUGAUCGUUUUUGAACGCCAAGAACCACUUUUAAUAUUUGAAAGCGUGAUCCAAUAUCUGAUCUUCUCAAGUACUACUUAAAGAGAUGCAUAUCUCAAAAUUCGAAACAAAUAUCAAAUUUGUGAAAUAGGAUGUUGAAGUUGAAUACUCAAGUUUCACACGAAACAUUAGCCUCAGUCUUCAUACACAAAUUUAUUAUCUUCAAAAUAUCACUCGUUGGACUUAUUGUUUUUUGUGCAAAUCAGCGUUGCCGAAGGGUAUGCAGUAGGUUUUAAUAUUCCUCAUAGAUGCACGACCAAUUGAUUUUUGAAGAAAAGGGGCUACUCAAGUUGAUUUUAAAAUUAUCGCUUCCCAAAUAGAACAAAGCUACAACGUUUGAAGAGUAAUGGUUCGUCUAACUUAUAAACCCUAAAACUCCAAGCAAUCAUACUACAGCAACUAACAGAACAAAACAUCCGUAGUACUAUAAUCUGGUAAGCAAUGUUUACCACCUCAUUUAUAACCUUCCUUAGCUGCAAAUGUUCUCUUUAACCGCCUUGUGCUGUUCGGUUGUGUACAACUAUAGAGGACAAGAGAUACAAUCCGCGUUCCGAGAGAAACCGACUCUUAUUUAUUUUUGAAGACUAACAUCAAUUUUAUUAUAAUUAUUAUUGCAAACCUGCGUAAUAUUACCGAUAAAAGCAAAAUGGAACGGGGAAAAAACAAGUAGUUUCAAGGUUGAAAUUCACCAUAACUUUAUGGGAAGUUCGAACUAUCAAAUGUGGAGGGUUGCCGAAAAGACACGUGAAAUAUUAUUUUUUAUACAUAAAGCAAGAAAUAGAAUUAUUGAAGUAAAAAAAACUAGCUAUACAAUAUAUAUACUAUAACUUCUAGGAGAAAAAAAAUCUAAAUAACGUGAAAAGGAAUAGAACACGCGCAAAAAAAAAAAAGACGUGCGAGUAUGAACGCGAGCAGAAAUUCAGAACGAAUAAUAUUUAAAUUUAGAACCUGAUUGAGACAGAGAGUUAAACUGAAAAAAAUAAUAAUAUAAAACAGACACACACACAUUUAAGCUAUCCAUAAAGAAA
Messenger RNA from Aedes aegypti (yellow fever mosquito), 5213 nucleotides. Its product is annotated as ribosome-binding protein 1. The record is from RefSeq and is a predicted model, not a curated record. Lineage: Eukaryota; Metazoa; Arthropoda; Insecta; Diptera; Culicidae. The transcript has 10 exons. Bases 369 to 2963 code for a protein of 864 amino acids. Gene Ontology annotation, cellular component: endoplasmic reticulum membrane.